Rhineura floridana is the source of this 4676-nucleotide messenger RNA. It is a transcript of the gene ARHGEF7, whose product is annotated as Rho guanine nucleotide exchange factor 7. Gene Ontology annotation, molecular function: protein binding; guanyl-nucleotide exchange factor activity. The transcript is spliced from 22 exons. The record is from RefSeq and is a predicted model, not a curated record. NCBI's taxonomy places the organism in Eukaryota, Metazoa, Chordata, Lepidosauria, Squamata, Rhineuridae. Bases 148 to 2736 code for a protein of 862 amino acids. Gene Ontology annotation, biological process: intracellular signal transduction.
GAGGGGGGUGGUUGGGGGGAAAUUAAGGGAGGAGGAGAUACAUUUGAAGCAAAUAAUCCAUAAAAUCCGACCCUCCUCCGGUGCAAUUUCUCUCUCGCGCUGGUUUUCGUUGGGAUUAAAAGCCUCUUCUUGGCAAGAGAAGCAGCCAUGAAUUCAGCUGAACAAACCGUUACAUGGCUGAUCACCCUGGGGGUGCUGGAAUCGCCCAAAAAGAGCAUCUCGGAUCCGGAGGGAUUUUUGCAAGCGUCUCUGAAAGACGGGGUGGUGCUUUGCAGGCUGCUGGAUCGCCUGCUGCCGGGUACCAUAGACAAAGUUUUUCCGGAGCCCCGCACCGAGAGCGAGUGCCUGAGCAAUAUCCGCGAGUUCCUUCGGGCUUGCGGCGCCACCCUCCGCCUGGAGACAUUCGAUGCAAAUGAUCUCUAUCAAGGGCAGAACUUCAACAAGGUGCUCAGCUCCUUAGUUGCUCUAAAUAAAGUAACAGCGGAUAUUGGGCUAGGAAGUGAUUCUGUUUGUGCAAGGCCAUCAUCUCACCGGAUAAAGUCUUUUGAUUCCCUGGGAUCCCAGUCUUUACAUAGCAGAACGUCUAAACUUUUUCAGGGCCAGUAUCGAAGUCUGGAUAUGACAGAUAACAGCAAUCACCAGCUGGUGGUAAGAGCAAAAUUUAAUUUUCAACAGACCAAUGAAGAUGAACUUUCUUUUACAAAAGGAGAUAUUAUUAAUGUUACAAGAGUGGAAGAAGGAGGCUGGUGGGAAGGAACUUACAAUGGCAAGACAGGCUGGUUUCCUAGCAAUUAUGUACGAGAAGUAAAAUCAAAUGAAAAACCUGUCUCCCCCAAAUCGGGAACCCUGAAGAGUCCUCCAAAGGGGUUCGAUACAUCUGCCAUUAGCAAAAGCUAUUACAAUGUGGUGCUACAAAACAUUCUAGAAACAGAAAAUGAAUAUGCUAAGGAACUACAGACCAUGCUUUCCAACUACCUGCGACCCUUGCAAGCUAGUGAAAAGUUAAACUCUACAGAUACUUCAUAUUUAAUGGGAAAUCUAGAAGAAAUAAGUUCUUUUCAGCAAAUGCUUGUACAGUCUUUGGAAGAAUGCACCAAGUUGCCUGAAGCUCAGCAGAGGGUUGGUGGUUGCUUUCUAAAUCUGAUGCCACAAAUGAAAAAUUUAUACCUUGCGUACUGUGCCAACCACCCAUCAGCAGUAACUGUUCUCACAGAACACAGUGAAGAGCUAGGAGAAUUCAUGGAGAUGAAAGGAGCUAACAGUCCUGGAAUUCUUGUAUUGACAACGGGCCUGAGCAAACCCUUUAUGCGCCUGGAUAAAUAUCCAACAUUACUCAAAGAACUUGAAAGACACAUGGAGGAUUAUCAUCCAGAUCGGCCUGACAUUCAGAAAUCCAUGACAGCCUUCAAAAAUCUUUCUGCACAAUGUCAAGAAGUACGGAAAAGAAAGGAACUUGAACUCCAAAUAUUAACAGAAGCAAUCCGCUGCUGGGAAGGAGAGGACAUCAAAACACUUGGAAACGUUAUUUACAUGUCACAAGUCAUGAUUCAGUGUGCUGGUAGUGAGGAAAAGAAUGAAAGAUACCUUCUCCUCUUUCCUAACAUCUUGCUCAUGUUGUCUGCCAGUCCUAGAAUGAGUGGGUUUAUCUAUCAGGGAAAAUUACCGCUAACAGGCAUGACCAUCGCAAAGCUAGAAGAUAGUGAAAAUCACAGAAAUGCAUUUGAAAUAUCAGGAAAUAUGAUUGAGCGAAUAUUGGUUUCUUGUAACAACCAACAAGACUUGCAUGAAUGGGUAGACCAUCUGCAGAAGCAAACCAAAGUAACAACUGUUGGGACUCCUGCUAUUAAACCUCAUUCUGUGCCAUCUCACACGCUUCCUUCUCAUCCUGUAACACCAUCCAGCAAGCAUGCAGAUAGCAAGCAAAUGCCACUGACUCCAGUAUACCACACUCUUCCACACCCUUCACAUCAUGGGACACCUCAUACUACUAUAAACUGGGGACCUUUGGAGCCACCUAAAACUCCUAAGCCAUGGAGUUUAAGCUGCUUACGGCCAGCACCUCCAUUACGGCCGUCAGCAGCACUUUGUUACAAAGAGGAUCUCAGCAAAAGUCCUAAAACCAUGAAAAAACUUCUGCCUAAGCGAAAACCUGAACGGAAACCAUCAGAAGAAGAAUUUGCACUGAGAAAAAGUACAGCUGCAUUAGAAGAAGAUGCUCAGAUUCUAAAAGUCAUUGAAGCUUACUGCACAAGUGCCAAAACACGCCAAACACUAAAUUCAACAUGGCAAGGCACUGACCUGAUGCAUAAUCACGUCUUGGCUGAUGAUGACCAAUCAAGUCUAGACUCCUUGGGUCGUCGCAGUAGCCUUUCUCGUUUGGAGCCUUCCGACCUCUCUGAAGACUCUGACUAUGACAGUAUAUGGACAGCCCAUAGUUACAGAAUGGGGUCUACAUCUCGCUCCCGUAAAGAAUCUGCUCCCCAAGUGCUGCUUCCAGAGGAGGAGAAAAUUAUUGUAGAAGAAACAAAAAGUAAUGGUCAGACUGUGAUAGAAGAAAAAAGUCUUGUUGACACAGUAUAUGCAUUAAAGGAUGAAGUUCAGGAAUUAAGACAGGAUAACAAAAAGAUGAAGAAAUCUCUGGAAGAAGAACAAAGAGCUCGCAAGGAGCUUGAAAAGCUUGUCCGGAAAGUUCUAAAGAGUAUGAAUGAUCCUUCUUGGGAUGAAACCAAUUUAUAACAAAUUUACCAUUGUUUUUUUCUUUCUAUUGAAAGACCAGUUGUCAAAUCAAGCUGGGAAGCCUUCUGACAUUUAGUCAGUAUUGCACAAAAAGCGCUACAAAGCAGGACUUAACUGGACCGAAUGAUUUUUCUUUUCAUACAAUGUAUAAUAAUAACCAAUCCAUUCACUGAAGCGGUCUGUACUUAAGUGUAGAUAGUAUGGACCCUGAACUGAACUAGACUUGUGUGCAUUUAAAUUACCUCAUUUUGCAGCAAGUGCAACAGCAGGCUGAGAAGUCCAUGCUGCCCCCACCCCCUUGCCCAAAUUUUGUAAAUAUUAUCUGUAAUUUUAAAUGCAUAUGUGAUCAGUGGAUCAAGACUGAUACUGAGUUAUACGUUCUUCAUGUAAUGAUUGUAGCAGACAGACAUGGCAGUGCCUGAUGCUCUCAUAUAAUCACUCAAAAUUCUGUUUCAGAAUGAAUGGUUUUGAAUUGUUUUAGACAUAUUAGGCAUUAGUUGCAAAAUGUAUUUUUUGUAAUUCCCCAGUAUUCUGGUUUUUUAAAAAUAAUUUAAUUAAAUGUAUUUAUGUCUGUUUAAAACCUUCAGACACAAUAUUAACAUGCUUUUUAAAAACACCAAAUUGUCAAUGCAGUAAACUGGCAACUGGCACAAUUUCGUAUUCUAACUAGCAUCUUAAGAUCCAAGGCAGAUAGUUAAGUUUCUUUUGGCAUGGCAGUAUACAGAAUAACCAGUUAAAGGUGGAUGUACUUGCUCUUGUUGUUUUUUAAAGAUUAGUUAUUAUUAGAUGAUUUGUGUACUACAUUUUUUAAAAAAAUGGUUGUGCCUGUACUUUAACAUACAGCUGGCUAGUAUUUUAAUUGAACACUCAAGCACUGUUUCAAAACAGAAGUCCUAAUCAAGGGUGUGUGGGGCUUUUUGUUUUGUUUUAGGUUUUUGAAUGAAUAAAAUGUAUUAUUUAUUUUUUAUCAUGAUUGUAGCAAGGUUAGGUUAACGUAUGCAUGUAAAGCAUUUGGAAAACUCAAACCUCAGAACUGACAUUUGAUCUUCCACUACUGCGCAAAAAUAAUCCAUCCCCACCCCCAGGCAAGAUCAAGUGAAAUGAUAGUCCACUUAAUAUCCAUUCUCUUUAUGCAAGAAAUAAAGAAAAAGGAAGAAAAAGCAGUGCUGUAUGAAAAGAAAUCUCUUCAGUUUUCUCUACCCAUAUGAAAAGGCUCCUGUUUCUUUGGAAAACAUGGAGUUCAUAUGAUGAAAUUUAGCACUGUGAUAUUUUGUGUUGGCAGUCUGGAACUCUAUGAUGUACAGUUUGGACAGUAUAUACUUUAAAAUACCAUUGUGGUCAUGUAAUAUAUCUUUCAGUGCGUCAGACUGAAGGUUGCUCAUGGUUUUUGAAGGGAAAGGAAUUAAAGUAUUUGGCUCUUGAAAUCAGUGAAUCAAUUCAAAUCCUAGUAAUGUUAAUAUCAGUCUCACUGCUGACUUUGGGCAAGAUCCUACAGCAGAAUGCAUUAAAGAGAAACUGAAGAUUGCUGCUAAAGACGGCAUCCCUGUUUUGAGUUCUCCCCCUGCCUUAUUAUAUAGUAAAACUAUCCUGUGUCUUAAAGGCAUCACAUUUGUUACCAUACCUGUCUUCAGUUGGUGAUCUGGAGUGGGAAAACAUUUAUUGUGGUAAGAUCAGAACUCAUAAUUGCUUGUACUGAAUGUUACAGAAGGGAGAACCCAACAUGGGAAUGCCAUCUAAGUAGAUAGUCGUAUGUUUAUCAAAAUGUCACCCCUAAAAGAUGCCUUGGACACUGUACGCUAUAUGACUCUUGUAUUAAACAGGCAAUCCAUAUUCCCCACCCAUGGAGCAAUAAGACUUAGCUAUUUAUUGUUUCUCGCUGGCAGCAACCAGAAAUGGGCAGCUAUACUUCUGUUGAAAUAAAUGUGUAUUGUUAUGAUAAA